GAGACGCGGAAGAGCGGCGCGCUUGAAGCUGAUCUUGGGGUGGCAUCAUAGGAUGUUACGGGGGAGAUCCUCGCUCUUAGCGGGGCAGGAGGGAAGCCAGCAGAUUCAGAAUAAAGCUAUAACUAAGAAGGCAUGGAGAUACAGAUCAGGCAGCAGCUGUCAGAUGCUGGGAGACACCAAGAUGUUGAAGCACUGAAGGAUACUUAUAAAUUGAUCAAAUCAGCUAAUGAAGGAAAAUCACCCCUUGAUGCCUUGGAGAAUUUCUCUUCUGACUUGUUUGUCAUGUGUGCAGAACAGGCUUAUAAGAUGGGUUUUCUAGCCAUGAGCAGUGACUGUCUACAAAUGUUUUUUAAAGGAAAACCUCCCAUUAACCAGUUUUUGGGUAGAGCAUAUUUGUGCAAGAGCCAAUUAUAUACCCCUGUGUCUACCGAUAAUUUGGAACAAUUUGAAAAAUUCAUUAUACACUUACUGAAAGUAAUAGACUUUGCAUUAGGUGAUACAAGGUACUAUUUUUUGAUAUAUAAUGCUUCAGUUAUUUACUGGAAGAUUAUAAGGCCAUUUUUUAAGCCUGGAUUCCGCCACUAUCUUAUUCCAAGUCUAUCUCAGAUUGUGCCUGCAUUGAAACACCCAUCCGAGGAGGACAAGAACUGGACUGCAGAACUCAUGAUAGAGUUACUUGAGUGUUUCCUAGAUGCUUCCAGUACACAAGAAGCCAUAGAUUUUUCAUCCACUGCAGCGUCAUUUAUUAAAGAAAAUGUUCCAGGGAGAUAUAAAGAAAUCUUUUCAGUAAUGGUGCGUUACAAACUAGUGGAACCUUCAGCUAUAGAAGAUGAACUUGAAAGCUCUGUCAACCUGAACAUUAUUUAUAAAAUCCAAACAAUCAAGUCGCAGUUAGAUAAAAAUGAGAUUCCACAAGAAGCUGCUACCGAUUUGAGCAAGGUAUAUGGACUUUUGAAAGGAUCUAGAAGGAAAUUAAAUCGUAAAGAAAGAAUUUCAUUGCUGUUGGAACUGGCUCGACUUUCUUUGAAAUUAAAUUGUAUACCAAUUGCAUGUUCAUGUAUAAAUGACUUGAACAAAUGUAAGAUUAGUGAUCCUGGAAAAGAAAUUGAAUUAGAUUGCUUGGAAUGUGAUUGUGAAGUCCAGAAACUUGGGCCUAAAAUAGAAACUUAUGCCAAAAGUGUUGUUGAGGCUCAACUAAAAAUAAUACAGAAGCUUGAGCUAAUUUUGAAUCAUGCAAUUCGGCUGAAGGACCCUAAUGUUAUUCAGGCAGUAUGUACUACUCAGUGGAAUACCUGCUUGCCAUUGCUGCAACAUAAUUUGCAACAGCAUGUCCGAAAACCAUUGCUAGCUAUUGCUGAAAUUCUAGAGAAGAUUGACAGCAUGUUGAUUUUAUUACGUUGCCAAGUUCAUAUGGAAAUUGCCCGCAUUGAGGAAAAGGCAGACAGAAUAGAGGCUGCCAUGGAGCAUUUGCAGAAGGCAAUUUAUCUUGAUAAUAAUGGACAGUAUCAUGAAUACCUUAAAAUGGCUUUCCAUCGGCUUAACUUAAACACCAUGUUGUACCAGACACUGGAACGUCUAGAAGACCAAGCAAGCUUGAUGAUUGAACAGGCUAAAAAAGGCAUGCCAAAAGAUAGCGUGAGAAAAAAGCGAUCUCUUUUGGUGAAUGCUGGCCUUGCGCUAGCUCCUGAGGCAUUUCAGAUUGUCCUUGAUAGCGAAAAUGAAGCUAAAGUUGCUUCAAGUAAAAGGAAGGGUCCAAUUGGCUAUCUCUGUGCAAAGGCAGAACACCACACCAGAAAUGUGGAGAAAGCAGAUGGACAUUUGAAGAGAAUAGGACGUGAAAAUGAAAAAGAGAGAAUCAGACUUUGGUCAGAAAUAGCAAAAACAGCACGGAAACAAAGUGUGUGGGAUGUGUGUCGGGCUGCAUGUCGAUUCUGCCUCUUGUAUGAUGACAGUCAAACAAAAGUGUCAAAACGCAAGAAGUUAUUCAGGAAAAAAACUAGUAUGAUUUUGGCAGAUGAUGAACAAGAAGCAAAUGUGCAAAGAGAAUCACCUUCGCCUACUAAAUUAUUCACUUUAGAAAGAGAUUUACUCAGAACUUUAGCGGAAGUAAGAUUCAUUAAUGCAGAGGCUACUGUUCAUUUAUUAAGAAUGGAAGGUGUCCAGCUCAAUGAUCAUGCUGUCAUUCCUGUAGAUACAAGUCUGCACUCUGCUGGACAUGCUAUGCACAAAGCACAAACCGAGCAUGAAUCAGAAUGGAAGACAUACAGCUCCUGGAUUGACCACUUAUCUCAAUAUGCCAUGGAAAACUUUCUACGGGCUGCCAGAAUUGGAGAAGAGUUAAAUGAAGCAUGGAUUGUGCAUAACACUGUGGUGUAUGUCUUAAAUCACAAUAAACAUCUGAUUGCUUCAAAAAGACAAAGAGAAAUUGUGGAAUCCCUGCAAACUCUUUUCAGUGCUGUUAGGAGUACUGGACAUUUUGGGGAUACUACUAUUUUGGUAACAUUAUGUAAUGCUCUGGCUCGGGCUCUAAUUCUUUCUUGGAUUCCAAAACCUAUUUCCAAAUCUGAUGAAAAGAGAGUUUCGGACGAAGGACCCACCAAACGUAAAAAGAAUGCCCCCAAAGUACCAACUUCAUGUAUUGUACCAACUUCAUCUGUGGAUCCAGCUGGGAUCCAUGAUAUUAAAGCAGCCAUAGAGGUUUGUGAAUUUGCCAUACAUUUGCCUAAUGGAAGUGUACCUGAUGAGCCGGUGCCUAUUGCUAUGCGUCAACAGAUUAUUGCUACUUGGGUGAAAGCCAAACAGUUAGUUCAGCAUCAAAUUGGAAGGUGGCAUGGAACUGAUGAUGAGAGUAAUGAUGAGGGGUCCAGUCCCAUGGCAAAAGUUUUUAUUGGUCUGGAAAUGUACUCCUGCAAUGGUUUGGGUCUCAUGGACUUUUCACUUCCCAGCUUGCCUCAUUUGGUGAAAAUGGCUUUAGAGUGCAGUUGGCCAGACUCACUGGUGCAACUUCAGACACUGACAAGACUUACACAUUUUGCACACACCAUCCAUGACCAUGAACUGGUGAUGACUUGCUCUCAGAAGGCUUUGGAAUUAGAUGAUAAAGCAGCAUACAACACCGAUGCAAAGAAAAAGGGAAUGAGUGAUUACACAGUGAGACAGGAAAUGCUAAGCAUUGCUACUUGUACACAAGGGAAAAGUAUGAUGGUAAAUCUAGCUGGCAAAAAACAUUUGCGUUUGGCAGCAUCAAAAUCCUUUGUUGAAAGUGCAAGGUAUGCAGGAGAAGCAGGGAAUAUUUCUCUUGCUAUGAUAGCAGCUAGACAUUUCUGGAAUGCGUGCUUACCAUUCAUAGGCUCUUCAGCAGACAGGCAACAGCUCAAAAUGCCCACUGAAGUCAUUCUUAAGAGCAUCAUUAAAGCAUCAGAAGCCAAACAUAAGCAGGAAACAGACCAUAUGUUACACUUGCAUCAGUGGCCUACAAUAGACUUUCAAAGCAGCUGUUCAUCUGAUGGGCAUUUUUCCCCAGGUGCUGAUGAGGAUUUGACCUUAAGGGCAUUCUUGUAUGUGUUACUGUUCCAAGUGUAUGCUGAUAAAAACGAUUGGGAGGCAGCCCUCAAAGUGUUAGAUGAUGGCAUUCAGAGUCUUCCUAGAACAAAGCACAGACUCCCAAUUUUUAAACAUAUGGUAAUGGUGAAAGCAAGACUUGGACGUAACUAUAUAAUGGAAAUUCAGAAAUUCAGAGAUGAAAAUGAAGACUAUAUGUCACAUAUGUGGCAUCGUCUGGCAUCUGUGUCAUCUGAUCUUGUGGGACAGCUGUCCUGUUACCAAAAUGCAAUUGAGGUUUUGCAGAAAAAGGAAUUUGCAUUAAAGAAAGUUGAUAAUCUGUUAGGAUUUGCAGAAUGGCUAUAUUGCAAUCAGUUUCCUCUUAGUGAAGCUAUUAAACACCUGGACUGGGCAAUAUAUAUAUUGCUGUACCUGAAACCUGUCCGAAAAAGCCCUGAAGAAGAAGAUUUAAACGGCCAAAUUGCCAUUGGGGAUUUAAAAAGUAUAAAGCAGUUAGAAGCUUUGUUUAGAGCUCAUACUGUAACGGCAGUUAUUUCUGGACAUGGUUCGCCUUCUCAUGAGCAACACUGUUUGAUGGCAUAUGCUUUCGUGAUGCGCAUUUGGCAGAUGUCACUGGCAUCAGCAGGAACUGUUUUAAAGACGUUGGCCAAAACUUCACCAAGUCAGCAAGCUUCUCCCAAAACUAAAGGGAAAAAAGAUGCCAAACAACCGGCUGCUAGUCAGACUUCACCAACGACCCCUCCAAAAAAAGAUAAAUCUUCAAAAGAGGUUAAACAGGUACAGUCAGUCAUUAAAGAGAAACAAAAGAGGAAAGGACCAAUUGAAGCCUUACCUGCAAAUGUGGAGGAAUGGGCUAGCUAUGAAUGUCCUGACGAAGUUAGAGAAGCCUUUAAACAAGACUCAAGUGGCUGUACUCUGAACAGAGAAACAAUUUUAGCACCUACACGCACCUUAUACUACUUAGACCUUUUAGUGAAGGAGCUGCAGACAAUUUUGUGUACACACUUGACUCUUCCGGUUCUUCUUCUGGCUGAGGUCAUUGCUCAUGAUGUGGUAGAGAGCAAAAGUUUGUCAGAUCUCUACCAUCUUCGACUCUCCAGAAUGUGUUUAGAUUUAAAAUUAUGUCAAGCAUCAUCUUAUCAUGAGAAGACAGUGGGUGAAGUUUACAUUAAUGAAAUGGAACAAGGAAGGUUUAGGCAAGAGAUAGCAUUUAAAAAUGAGAAUGCCAUAAAGAACAAUCAGAAGGAAAAUAACAUAUUUGACAGUACAAAGCCAGGUGAAGUGGAUCAGAGUAAAAAAUUGUUUACUGCAAAAGAUAAGAUUUUGGAACUAAAUCCUGUGACUGAAAAAGGUUUAAGUGGGCUUUCCUUCCCCUAUUUGUGGAUAGACAAAGCAGAAGUUCUAAUCCAACUGUGUUUAUAUCAGCCAGCAAGACUACUACUUUCAGAAGCACACCAAGCAACUCAGGAAAUGAAUGACCUAUGUGCUGUAUCGCGAUGCCUUUAUCUUCUAGCUGUGCUAGCUAACUUGGAAAAAAACCAUGGACAAGCUAAAGCACUGCUUGAGAAGUCACAAUUGAUAGGUGGAAAUGAAAAAUUUUGGCACAAUAGCACUUUGUGUCUCACAGAAGCAAUUUUAGGGGAAGACAAGGAAGGAAAAGUGAAAAUGCUGCGGUCUUGCCAAUUUCUACAAAAAACGCUAAAUGUCUUGAGACCACUAUUGCUGGAAAGACCCAACAGAGAAUAUGAGUUGGGUGUUAUAAUUGCAUGCUUUGAAGCCAGGAAAGCAUAUAUUCAGAUAGAGUUUGCCCAAGAUUUCAUCAAUGCUAGUUGUCAUUCUACUGAGUUAGCAAGAAUGCUACUGGAGCCAUAUGAUAAAUUAAUUCACAUAGAGAAGGACUUCUUUUCUUACGGAUAUAAAGAUCAUAGCACUGAGGUUUUGCUGGCACGUGCAAAUAUUCACAGGAUGCUUGGAAAAGAUUCAACAUACACGGUAGACAAACAGAGUCAUUACUUAGAUGCAUACAGAUUAGCUCAAGAAGCGGUAUCACAAAUGGAAGAGCUUUUUCGACAUAUUAAUAAUGUCCUGCCAGUAAAUGAGACUAGAAAUAUUAACACACCAUUCAUGAGAAGACUUGCUAGCAUGAAGUUGACCCUUACAGAGAUCAUUUUGGAUAUUUUUGUUCUUAUCAAUAUUGAGAAAAAAAAGAAAGAGGCCAAAGCAGAUCAAAUUGAGCAUAUUAUUGAGGAAUUUGUAAGAUUUACACCUGAUGCUGCUUCUGUUGAACAGGCAUGGAUAACCCUCGGUCACACAAUUGGUCAUAAUGCCCAGGCUCAACUAACAAGCCUACAAAGUCUUUAUACUGGCUGUCCUGAUAUCAGAGCCAAAUACCUCUUUCUCACUGGGAGGUGUCUGCACUUGCUUGCUGAUCACACAGAUCCCUUCUAUUCAGAUAUUUAUUGGUGUAAAAAUGUAGUGGAAGAAACUAAAGUUGUCUCUGAGACAUCUCCGUCACCAGAAUCAGAAGAAAAAUGUGAUGAAAGUGAAACGCCAGCUGCUCAUUUGCCACUCACCGAAAAACAGCUUGAUGAUUACAGGAAGAAAGCAAAUGAAUUAAGGAGGAGACAGACUUGGACCCAAAAAUACCUGUUUCAGUCAACGGAGGUUUUGCUGCAGAGCAUUAAUGCUGCAAUUAAUAACAACAUGAUUGAUACCCUGGCUGCUGCUAGUUUGGAAAUGGUGGAGUGCUUUGGACAAUUUGACCCAGUUUCAGCAAGCCAGUUUUUGGCCCUUUAUCAGAGCUGUACAGCAUCAAAGAUGAUGAAAAACAUCCUGCUAACAGCUACGUUGAACACUAGCAGUUCACAACUAGCUGCAAUGCUGCAUCUGCAGCACCACUUGGAACAAAAAGGAGAUAUUACAAGCAGUCUUCUAAAAAAUGUGGAACAGAGGUUAGCUACAAUCUCAAAGGCAUGGGGAAAUCUUUGCAUUUCUACACAACACUUUAAUAUCAUGAAUGAAUUACCACCAAAUUUUCAUGUAAUCAUUCUCCAGCAUUCAGAAGACAGAUCUCUCUUGUAUGGUGCGGUACUUGAGAAAGUAAGAUCUGCCAGUCCAAAGGAGCAAAGAGAACACAAGGAAAAGGGUGGACAGAAGAAAGAAAAGGGUGGACAGCAAAAGGAAAAGAGCGGACAGCAGAAGGAAAAGGGUGGACAGCAAAAAGGAAAACCUGUUCAGAUGACUUUGCAGGCUAAAAUUGUGCGGUCCCAUGUGAAUUCUGAUACUUUCUUGAAUUUGUUGGAGAGGGUAAAGCUUUUCAAACAAGAAAAGAUGAAGAGUCUUCUGAAGCAAAUAUCACCAGAUAAAGCCCAGGAAGACAAAAAUGAGUUUCGAAGAAUGCAAGAAUCAUCUGUCAAAUUAGUUACAAAUAUGGAACAUGAAGAUGAACAACAUUUUAUAUUAGAAUUCCAGGCUAUCUUGAAAGAAAUGGAAGAAUAUCUGAAACCUGUAUUGUCACAGUUUGAUUUCUCCGAGCUGAGGCAUCCCAGUCCAGCAGUCUCUCCAGCUGACUCGGGGAAAACCAAAGGUGACUCAGGUAAAGCUAAAGCAGGUGACUCAGGAAAAAACAAAAAAGGUAGUCCAGGAAAAACUAAAGCAGAUGACUCAGGAAAAGCCAAAGCAAAUGAGGCAGGGAAAGCAAAAACUAAAAAUAAGGAGAAAGCCAGUACAAAUCAAGCUGGUCUUGAAGAUACAGGAGAAUACAUGAUACUGCUGGUGGACAAAUUUCUUAUGGAGUUACCUUUGGAAGGUCUGAAUAUCUUUCAAGAAGAGACAAUAAGUUCUGUGUCCAGAGACUUUUCUCUCCAAAUUUUGUACAACCGCUUGCAUAAAGAAGAAUCAGAAAAUGAAAUAAAAAAGGAUGUAAAAGGUGCAAAGGAAUCAAAACCAAAAGGUGAACAAAAAAGGUCCAUGAAAGGACCUGUCCUUAACCGUGUUCUGCCAUCCAACUGCCUUCCCAUUGAUAUACAUAAUAUUAAAUAUGUUGUGGAUCCAUAUAAUGAUGCAAAAGAAAAAGAAUCAGAAAGUCCUGCACAAAAAUUUAAGACACUCCUAGAAAAAUAUGAGCCAUUUACAUUUCGUUGGGAUGGAAUUAUUGGUAGCACACAUGUUCCAAGUCAAGCUGAGUGGGAACAUUUACUGAAUAACUGCAGCACACUUCUCUUCUCUGGAUUCUCAAGAUUUCUCUCUCAUAUAUUGCUUGAAAGAUUAGUUCCUAUGAACAUCCCAGAAUGUCAGUUGAUGGUGCUUUUAGAACUUGUGCAUUCAAAACCAAGUGUUGCACGAGUGAGAAAUCUUGAUGAGGAUAAAAGUUCUUUACGCUUGUCUCUGGAGAUGCCAACUGAGACAGCAAUUAUUCUAAGCCUUACUGGAGUGCGUUCUAUCAUAGCUAACCAAUGGUUUACUGCCUUGGAAGAGAAUGCAACACGACUGGAAAGCUUAUGUGAAAAUUUGAUAAAAGUAGGCAAAACAACUGGACAGGCUGUUCGUAUUCUUCAAAGGAGUAAGACUGCUGUGGAUGAAUCUCCUAAAUUGGAGUCGGAUUCCUCUGAAGACAAGAAAGAAGACCAGAGGAAAAGUCCCGGUGGGCUAAGCCAUUCUACAACACAGCCGUCAGCUCUUAAUACUGUUUUAUAUGGGCUGCCCAACAUGAUGUUUAUGUGAUUCACAAAAAAAUCUUUAUGUAAAAUGGAAACUGGUUAAAGUGUGAAGUAAAACUGUUUUGUUGAAGUUUGUUAAAAAUAAGAAUUUACAAAGGUUUGAGCUGUGCUUAGUGGCUCUUGUAUUUAAACACUGGCAUUCAGAUUAAGAGAGAGAGAGAAAUUGCUAUUAAAAGUUUCAGUUGCUCUAAUUUGCUCCAGACAGUUCACUGCAGAUUUUUGUGGGUUGUUUUUUCCCCUUAUGUGUACUUGCAACUCAAGUUACUUUGUGAUGCUAUUGCAGUUCUGUUAGCCGCACAACCAACAUUGUAGUUAUACCCAGUGAUUGCAACAGUGCAUUUCAAAACAAAGUUAGUAUGCUAUGUUAAGGGGAAAACACCUAUUUGUUCCAGUCUAGGAUGCUUAUAUAAAACAGAAGCAUGAAGCUUCUAACCCAGGUAAGCAUCCAUACAACCAUGUAUAUUUAUAACAAUAACAGAUUCCUCAUCAGUUUGCAAUUUUUCAGUGAAUUUCUCCUAAUAUACAUAUGUCUGUAUGCAAUUUUGCCCUAUGUAUGGAUUUUUGCAAAGCAGUUUCCCCUAAUGUAAUGCAUUUUAAUGUUGUUUUCACGAAUGUAUGCAUUUUUAUGCGCAUCUUACCCUAGUAUAUGCAUUUUUGUAUAUAUUACAUGGCUGGAGAAUGGCACUGAAAAAAUUGUAUUUCAUUUCAUGUACUAUUUCAGACAGUACAAAUUAAGUAGGUUCACCUUUAAAGGUGAACUGGAUCAAAUUUCCUCCCCCGCUGUCAGGAAUACCUUGCAGAGAGCAAGGGGGCUGCAGCAGGAAGAAAGAGGCAAAAAAGCCCUGUAUGACUUGAAUUCCUCUCACUCUUGUCUGGAUCCAAGCCGAUGUGCUGUUUUACUGGCAAUUUUGUUCCAUUAUUUUUCUAGUAAGGCCCAUAGAAUAUAAAACCACACCUUGUUAACUGCAGUUAUAUAAACCAAAUUCCUAAAUUAACUUUAAGUUAGUAGAUAUCUUAGAGACUAUAGAAAUCUUGCAUUUUAUUUAAUCUGUUUCCUAGGGUUUAAUGAGGGGGGAUAACAUCAAGUGAAAAUGCAAAAAUCUAAUAAGCACUUAAUUUCUCAAAAGUUCUUGAAUAUUUCUUUCUUAGCAAACCAGACAUGCC
Rhineura floridana is the source of this 9443-nucleotide messenger RNA. RefSeq names its product cilia and flagella associated protein 46 (gene CFAP46). The transcript is spliced from 61 exons. The record is from RefSeq and is a predicted model, not a curated record. NCBI's taxonomy places the organism in Eukaryota, Metazoa, Chordata, Lepidosauria, Squamata, Rhineuridae. Gene Ontology annotation, biological process: cilium movement involved in cell motility; axoneme assembly. Bases 133 to 8283 code for a protein of 2716 amino acids.